Notodromas monacha is the source of this 1292-nucleotide messenger RNA. NCBI's taxonomy places the organism in Eukaryota, Metazoa, Arthropoda, Ostracoda, Podocopida, Cyprididae. The record is from the annotation of a GenBank genome assembly.
ACUUCUCUGUCUUUUCAUUCGCACAGCCUAACUGAAUCCAUCGCUUUUACGUGUGGUGAUCGUCGAUCGAUGUCCUAGGGUGUGUCUAGAUUGCGUUCAAUUGGGAUGAUUGGUUCGUACGUUUUGUUUUUGUGCUUCUUUUUUAUUUUUGUUCAAUUUAUAUAUGUAAAUGGAAGUUAUCUUCGGAGUCAUUCGAUGAUUUACGGAAAAACUUCUCAAGUUUUAUCAUCAAAGUGGAAAUGUGAAAGACGGUGAUCAACAUUCACCGCAUUACUUCGCGGAAACGAGGCUAAUUCACCAUAGGCUUUAUGUAUUUAAAGACUGAAGUGCCUCCAGAAAUUCGGAAUGAUCGAAAAAUACUGUAUCUCGCGAGUCAGUGUGCUAGAACUGACCAAAUUUUGUUCCAAUUAAAAACAUUCUGAUCUUGGUGAUUCUUUGUCGGUAAUGUGCAUCGGCAAGGUUUUACUUGGAUGUCAGCAAGUUGCCCAUGCUGGGGCUGCAAUUCACGGAAAUCGUGAAAAAACGAACAGAAGUUCGCUUUGUAUCUUUAUGGGCCUCUCAGUGGUUUUGGAAUACUCCGGCUUAUGAAAUUGCGUGCUCAAAAAGUAAAUUAAUUUCAGGGUGCUAACAAAAUUGUGAACCGACUUCGUAUUCAUAAUUCUGGGGACUUCGGAUUCUGUGUUCAGUCGAACGCAUCGGAAAUAAGUAAAGGCGACAAUUUAUCUUCAUUAACUUUCGAUUGUUCACAAUAAAAUGCCUUUCUCGGAAGGGACAAUGAGUUUCUUGAAAGUCUAAUUCCGAGUACUGUGGAAAAAUGUUAUAAAUUCAAUCUGUUUUUAAACAUUAAUUCAUUUGCAGAAUAAAUAGGUAGAAUGUCUACUCCGAACACGCUCGGUGGAUAUAUACGUUUCCUGCGAGUUGUGAGACAAGUUCGUGUUACCCAUAACGUAAUGAGUACGCAUAGAGUGCCUGUUUCUGGUGGACCAGUCGAAAUGAGAAUGCGGAGCAAGUUGAUUGAUCAAUUGGAACCGGAGCACAUUGAGAUACUGAAUGAGUCCCAUAAACACAACACGCCACCGGGAGCAGAAACUCAUUUCAAAGUUCGAAUUGUUUCUGAAAAGUUCGACGGAAAAUCAUUAUUGAAGAAGCAUCAGAUGGUCCACGAAGUUCUCAAAGAGGAAUUGGAAGCCGGUGUACACGCCUUGUCGAUUGAGGCCAAAACACCUUCAAACUGGGACAAAAACGUGCCAUUGGAACCUUCACCUCCAUGUCGCGGCGGAUUCGGUCUGUAA